Molecule: messenger RNA, 126 nt
Organism: Medioppia subpectinata
Lineage: Eukaryota; Metazoa; Arthropoda; Arachnida; Sarcoptiformes; Oppiidae
Source: the annotation of a GenBank genome assembly
CCGACCCCGAUGUUAUUAGAGCUUUUGAAAACGCCGCCAAAUAUACACCACUGGGAAGAGUGGGCACAACAGCCGAUGUCGCCAAAGGGGUGGUAUUCCUGUCCUCAUCGGACGCCUCGUUCAUAA